Molecule: messenger RNA, 901 nt
Organism: Sesamum indicum (sesame)
Lineage: Eukaryota; Viridiplantae; Streptophyta; Magnoliopsida; Lamiales; Pedaliaceae
Product: large ribosomal subunit protein eL6
Biological process (GO): cytoplasmic translation; ribosomal large subunit assembly
Cellular component (GO): cytosolic large ribosomal subunit; ribosome
Molecular function (GO): structural constituent of ribosome; RNA binding
Source: RefSeq, a predicted model, not a curated record
GAGUUCCCAUUUUCCCGUUGCCUGCUCUGUCAUACAAGAACAGACACACAGAGCAUACAGCCAUACCACUGAAAAUGGCGCCCAAGUCGGCGAGAGUUACCCGUAAUCCGGAGCUUAUUCCCGGAGUUCGAAAAAUCUCCCGUUCAAAGAUGUACCACAAGCGCGGCCUUUGGGCUAUCAAGGCCAAAAACGGCGGAAAAUUUCCCCAUCACGACAAGGCUCCCGCCGCCACCCCGGUGGUAGAGAAGCCGCCCAAGUUUUAUCCGGCUGAUGACAUCAAGAAGCCGCUCUCCAACAAGCGGAAGCCCAAGCCUACCAAGCUCAGGGCCAGCAUUAUCCCAGGAACAGUCUUAAUACUAUUGGCAGGGAGGUUUAAGGGGAAGAGAGUUGUUUUCUUGAAGCAGCUGUCAUCUGGAUUGCUUCUUGUCACUGGUCCGUACAAGAUCAAUGGUGUUCCCCUAAGACGUGUCAACCAGGCCUAUGUUAUUGGAACAUCAACAAAGGUUGACAUUUCUGGUGUGAAUGUGGAGAAGUUUGAUGAUAAGUACUUCGCCAAGCAGGUCGAGAAGAAAAAGAAGAAGGGGGAGAGUGAAUUCUUCGAGGCAGAGAAACAGGACAAAAAUGCACUCCCGACAGAGAAGAAAGAUGAUCAGAAGGCUGUUGAUGCACCUUUAUUGAAGGCUAUUGAGGCUGUUGCAGACCUGAAGGCCUAUUUGGGUGCAAGGUUCACACUCAAGGAUGGAAUGAAACCUCAUGAAUUGAUGUUUUAGAUAAAAAAAAGGAGUUUUUGAAUUGUUAGAUUUGGCUUUGUUACUUAAUUUGCCUUGUGCCUUAAACCUGACAAAGGAGGUUGUACGGGAAUCAAAUUCCAUUUGGUAUAAACACCUAAGUUUUGCUGGCA